This is a messenger RNA of Babesia bovis T2Bo, 705 nucleotides long. RefSeq names its product putative V-type H+ transporting ATPase 16kDa proteolipid subunit. Lineage: Eukaryota; Apicomplexa; Aconoidasida; Piroplasmida; Babesiidae. Gene Ontology annotation, cellular component: proton-transporting V-type ATPase, V0 domain. Gene Ontology annotation, biological process: proton transmembrane transport. Bases 145 to 666 code for a protein of 173 amino acids. The record is from RefSeq and is a predicted model, not a curated record. Gene Ontology annotation, molecular function: proton-transporting ATPase activity, rotational mechanism. The transcript has 4 exons.
AGUUUUAUUUUAUCCACGCGACACUGGAUUGUAUCAUAGAAGGUUACAAUCGUAAUUUAUUAAAGGCUUCUGUGCAAUUAAUUUCGAAGCACAUCCUUAAUCGGACGUUAACAUAUACACAUAACACCCUUGUAUAUAUUCAGGAUGGCUGCUGCUGCUGAGAUUGCUAAAAUCCCGUGCGAUCCGCACUCAAUCUUCUUCGGACUUAUGGGAGCCGUUUCUUCCAUGGUCUUCUCAAGUCUUGGAGCUGCUUACGGUACCGCACGCAGUGGUGUAGGUAUCAGCAGCAUGGGUGUCAUGCGCCCUGACCUGGUCAUGAGAUCUAUUAUCCCAGUUAUUAUGGCUGGUGUUUUGGGUAUUUACGGACUUAUUAUGGCUGUUAUCAUCGUCCUUAACAUGGGACAUCCCGGGUCAUACUCUGCCUAUGCUGGAUACUCACACCUGUCAGCCGGACUUAUCGUUGGUUUCAGUGGACUGGCUUCUGGUUUGGCCAUCGGUAUUGUAGGUGACGCCGGUGUCAGGGCCAACGCACAGCAAACAAGGCUGUUCGUCGGUAUGGUACUCACCCUCGUCUUCGCCGAAACCCUUGCUCUUUACGGACUUAUUGUCGGUCUGAUCGUAGCCCUUAAGCCCGUUGCCGGUUUGUGCCUCCCCUAUGCCAGCUGAAAACACAAUAAGCAAUUAAUAUUGACUCGAUAGCUUCAU